CGUUCUACGUCUUAAGGCAGAGAAUAGCCAGCCUAAGGUGCCAGCCCAAAGCUAUAUGCCAGCCAGGAUGCAAACAUGGUGAAUGCAUUGGGCCAAACAAGUGUAAGUGCCACCCAGGAUACACUGGAAAAACCUGUAACCAAGAUCUGAAUGAGUGUGGACUAAAGCCACGGCCGUGCAAGCACCGGUGUAUGAACACCUAUGGCAGCUACAAGUGCUACUGUCUGAAUGGCUACAUGCUUAUGCCAGAUGGAACAUGCUCAAAUGCCCUUUCUUGUUUGAUGGCAAACUGUCAGUAUGGCUGUGAUGUACUGAAAGGGGAGGUACGCUGCCGCUGUCCUUCUCCGGGGCUGCAGCUUGGGCCUGAUGGCAGGACUUGCAUAGAUAUUGAUGAAUGUGCUACUGGGAGAGCUAUCUGUCCACAAUUUAGACACUGUGUCAAUACUUUUGGAAGCUACAUUUGCAGGUGUCAUAAAGGCUUUGACCUGAUGUACAUCGGAGGCAAAUACCAAUGCCAUGAUAUAGAUGAAUGUUCCCUUGGCCACCAUCAGUGUGGUAGUUUUUCACACUGUUACAAUACUCCAGGAUCCUACAAAUGCAAGUGUAAAGAAGGGUACAGAGACAGUGGGAUGAACUGCAUACUUAUUCCUACUGUUAUGAUUGACCCCCCUGGCCCAUAUCAUAUAUUCAAUGGCAGCUGCUCUCUCCCUAAGGGAGGCAGUGGUAGAACAAAUAGCAUUCUUGAUGUUGGAGGCACAAGGCAACCCCUCAGACUACCAUGUGUGCCUGCUUUUGUUACAGAAAGGCCAGUGACCACGCCAACGGCUCGGCCUACACCCGGGCCAGCAACUCGACCUACACCUGUGCCUCCACCUCCAACACCACUUCACCGUACAACAAUAGGACCUACACUACCACCGCAAAGAACUCCUCUGAUAACAACUGAGGAGCCUUCACAUGUUCCCAUUGAAACUACAUCUUCCCAGGGAGUUACAGAUGACAACAGGAUCCAGCAAGAUCCUCAGAAACCCCGAGGAGAUGUGUUCAUUCCACGCCAGCCUGGAGUGAGCAAUAAUCUCUUUGAUACACUUGAAAUUGAAAGAGGGAUUACUGCCGAUGAAUUUGAAGCAAACGAUGACCCAGGUGUGCUGGUACACAGCUGUAAUUUUGAUAGUGGACUGUGUGGAUGGAUCAAGGACAAAGAUGAUGACUUGCACUGGGAACCAGUGAGAGAUGUGUCAGGGGGACAGUAUCUUACCAUCUCUGAUCCCAAAGGCAAAGAAGGAAGAGUAGCACAUCUUAUCCUGCCAUUGGGUCACAUGGCUCAGGCCAGUGACUUGUGCCUGUCAUUCAGGCAUAAGGUGCCUGGGCUGCAUUCGGGUGCCCUCCAAGUCUUUGUCAGGAAGAAUGGUGCUCAUGGACCAGCUGUUUGGGGAAGAAAUGGUGGCCAUGGCUGGAGACAGACACACAUAACGCUACGAGGACUAGGCAUCAAGAGUAUUAUUUUCAAAGGAGAGAAAGGGAAAGGAAGAACAGGGGAUAUUGGACUAGAUGAUGUGAUCCUGAGGAGAGGACGCUGCUCUGAAGAGCAUUAG
Messenger RNA from Acanthisitta chloris (rifleman), 1595 nucleotides. RefSeq names its product nephronectin (gene NPNT). Lineage: Eukaryota; Metazoa; Chordata; Aves; Passeriformes; Acanthisittidae. Gene Ontology annotation, cellular component: membrane. Gene Ontology annotation, molecular function: calcium ion binding. The transcript has 12 exons. The annotation marks the transcript as partial. The record is from RefSeq and is a predicted model, not a curated record.